Messenger RNA from Fomitiporia mediterranea MF3/22, 2991 nucleotides. RefSeq lists its product as uncharacterized. Gene Ontology annotation, biological process: DNA-templated transcription; regulation of DNA-templated transcription. The transcript is spliced from 11 exons. The record is from RefSeq and is a predicted model, not a curated record. NCBI's taxonomy places the organism in Eukaryota, Fungi, Basidiomycota, Agaricomycetes, Hymenochaetales, Hymenochaetaceae. Gene Ontology annotation, molecular function: DNA-binding transcription factor activity, RNA polymerase II-specific; DNA binding; zinc ion binding. Bases 1 to 2991 code for a protein of 996 amino acids.
AUGGCCCCAGAUCUUCUCUAUUCGUCCCAGCGCGAUCCCGUGCAGUACCGCCCUGGCGUCCCUCGCGGUGUGCGCUCAGGCUCUCACAAGGACGAGGGCGAGGGCACACACGCGAGGGAAAUCGAGUUAAAGAGAAGCCGCGGGGAGAUCUCCUGUGCAGAAUGUCGGAGGCUUAAGAUCAAAUGCGACAGGCAGCUACCUUGUUCCAGCUGCUUGCGUAGGGGAUGUGCGUCACUCUGUCCGAACGGCAGUCUUGCCACCGGGCAAGGGACGCGAUUUGUCUUGGCCGCGACGGACCACUUGCACAAACGGAUGUCAAAGAUGAGCGAGCGCAUUCGUCAACUCGAAGACGCGCUCGCUAUCAUGCAGUCCAAUGUGUCGCAGGAAUCUCAUCCGUUGCUACGAGACGAGCUACUGUCCUUGAAAGUCGACAAGGCUCCUGAGGCAGAGCCAGACCCUGCUCGUGAGACUCCAAAGUGUAUUGACGGUCUUGGCACUCUUUCAAUUAGUGACAAGGGCCCGCGCUUCUAUGGUGCUUCAGGCAGUUCGGAGCUUAUGCUGAUGAAGGACGACGAUGAAGAAAGGUUCUCGUCGCCAAGUGCAAGCGGAGGGUCACCCGUCUCUAUUCCGUCUUCGUCGUCUCAGCAUAGCUCCAAAUCACCCCAGUUACAGCCCGAGGUUGCACUCUUCUCAAACGCUUUCCCCUUUACCCCAAUUGGCCCUGCGCACGAUAUGCAAGCGAAGAUUAAGGAUCAUUUGCCGAAAUGGGACGAUGCGGUUAAGCUUGCCGAGGUUUAUCUUGAGUCCGCUGCAUGGCUCUUCCGCUCGGUAUCGCGGGACCAGCUCAUGGACGACAUGCUUCCUGCAAUUUACCACCGUUCGAUUCCUGACCCUGGUCACAACAACGUAAAUGACUAUACCGGUCCGCACUCUCUUGCGCUGCUUCUCAUGUGCUUUGCAAUUGGAACUCUCGUCGACAUAACCCAGGAGCCUUAUAGGGCGGUUUCGGAUCACUAUUACCAACUUGCGAAAGCGGCAAUCGUCUUACAGAACGUUCUGGAGCAACCAAGCCUCAUAACUGUCCAGACGCUGCACCUAAUGAGCAUCUACAACAGCAUGAGGCAGAGUGAUGGCCGUGGAGAUGAUUCCGGAACAAGCAUGGAAAUGUCCUGGAGCCUUCUUCGGCAGGCAGUACAACUUGGAUUAACAGUAUAUCGUGAUAGUGCAAGGUGGGGCUUAGGACGCCAAGAGACAGAGAGGCGACGAAUUUUGUUUUGGGACCUCUUUGUCGCCGAUUCAUGGCAGUCCUUGGCAUGUGGGCGCCCUCCUUGUAUUACUAUGCCAUAUGUCGAUUGUCAGUUCCCACAGGACGAGGAUGCCCGGUUAAAUGAAAAGGGAAAGAUGGAACCCGGUUUUGGCUCUUGGAUGUUCCGUUUCACUCUGGAGUGCGUCAGCGAGAUUUCUGCUAAGACCCUCACUGCUUCUGUACCACCAUAUUCAAUGAUCCUCGACCUCGAUGCAAAGCUUCGGGAUUUUCCAGUCCCUUCUUUUCCAGAUAACAUUCCUGUCGAUCUCUCAAAACCUGCUGCUGUUAUGGCCCGAUACGUAUUUUCCCACGCUCGCGAGACAAUACUGCUUAAUCUGCACAAGGGCUUCUUUGCACAGGCUAUGAUAGAUGAUCCAGUUAAUCCACUUAGGAGCCAAUAUGCACCCUCAUUUCUGGCGACUUAUCGUUGCUCAUCGCAUAUUCUAAAGUCAAUUCGAGAUGAGUUUGAUACUAUUCCUACUCUUUGUGCAAGAUUUUGGAUGCCAUGGACAUAUGCAUUCUCAUCUGCUGUGGUAUUUGGUACUAUUGUAGUGCGCGGGCCGAGCUCGAGUUAUGCACCUUCGUCCCUUCAAGAGCUAGACAAGGCGUGUGAGCUCUUCUCCGCGGCAAGUCAGCAUAGCACACGUGCCGCAAAAGCAUCUGCUAUUUUAGAGAAAUUGAAAGUGAAGGCGCAUACUGCCUAUGAGUCGUGCUUGAGGUCAAAAAGCAUGCCCGAAUUGCAGGCUGGCGAUAAUCAAGUUAUGCCAGCACUGAAACUGGAAAAGGAUGAUGAACUUGAUUUGUUUAGCGGACGUGUCCCUCUAGUUUCUUCAAAAAAGGGAUCAUCGGCUAGUGGAUCAUCGCCCGAUGUUAGAGCUGCUAUCUCUGAAGAGACCCCUAGCCCUCCGCCGUCUUACAGCAAACCUAGUCCGUCGUCACCAGGAGACGGUACAAUACGCAUCAACAAAAUUCAAAAUCCAAUAUCACCUCUCGGGAACGCAUUUGCUGGCGGAUCCCAAAUGCACCAGCUAAGUGCGCUUCGUUCUCCGGAGUCAGCGUCACCGGAUAGUGCUUAUCCCCCAGUCACGUGGGCCGGGGCGGGUGUUGGACCAGGUUUCAGGGAUAUUUACACCGAGCACGGCGCGGAUACACCAGGAUCAUUCCCAGUGAGCUCUGGUUCGUAUCCGCCUACCGUGAAGCUCGAUGAGUGGGUAGCACCAUCAGCUUCGCGCAACCCUCAGUCGAAUUCGCAUUCGUCCAAUCCCGAUAUAGGGAUGGACGGAAUGGAAUACGACCAUGGUAGAGCGAGCGUCUCCUCGCACCAAGGCUAUAUCCAUUCCCAUCAUCAGUUCUCGCAGCCUCUUCAACAUGCACCUCCGAACCAACAGCCUGCAUCUCGCGUCUUCCAUCCACGCCUUCCUUCCCAACUAAGCCACGAAGUGACUGAUCCACGAUAUCACGCGGCAUACGCUGCACCUCAGCCACCACCACCAUCUUCAAAUGCACCGGGUACUUACUAUCACCCACCUGGUUCUGGUGGAACACCGCCAGAGUUGUAUGCCACUGCACCGCGCGAGUUCGCAGAGAUGGGUCUUGCGUCACACAAUUCUGGACUGAACCAGCGCUGGACAUCCUUCAUGCAGGACACUGGUCUGUUCUACGGACCGACGGGCGGCCCCAUGUGA